CCCCUGCGAUUUGGCCUCACGGAACCCGCGCGAUGAAGUGCCUGUUUGUUACUGUCGGGACCACCAGCUUUGACGACCUCAUUGCGUCCGUGUUAGCGCCGGACAGUCUUCAAAUAAUCAAGAGCCUCGGUUACAGCCGGCUUGUCCUUCAGAUUGGUCGAGGAACUGUGGUACCUAAGCCAUUCAGUAGUGACUCCUUUACUCUGGAAGUUUACAGGUACAAGGAUUCCUUACAAGAAGACCUUCAGAGAGCAGACCUUGUUAUUAGUCACGCAGGUGCAGGAAGCUGUUUGGAAACUCUAGAAAAGGGAAAGCCACUUGUAGUUGUAAUAAAUGAAAAAUUGAUGAACAAUCAUCAGCUAGAAUUAGCAAAGCAGCUAUACAAAGAAGGCCAUCUCUUCUACUGUACCUGCAGCAUGCUUCCUGGGCUGUUACAGUCAAUGGAUUUAUCAACACUGAAAUGUUUUCCUCCUGGCCAGCCAGAAAAAUUUUCUGCAUUUUUGGAUAAAGUUGUUGGAUUACAAAAAUAAAUACUAAACUCUCAACACUUAAAAGAUACACCCAAAUCAACCUGUGGAAUAUUAUUAAAUAUAUAACAUAUUUGUAAGAUAAUAUAAAUUAAUGAACUUCC
Molecule: messenger RNA, 631 nt
Organism: Elephantulus edwardii (Cape elephant shrew)
Lineage: Eukaryota; Metazoa; Chordata; Mammalia; Macroscelidea; Macroscelididae
Gene: ALG13
Product: ALG13, UDP-N-acetylglucosaminyltransferase subunit
Exons: 4
Coding region: 33-530 (165 amino acids)
Biological process (GO): dolichol-linked oligosaccharide biosynthetic process
Molecular function (GO): hexosyltransferase activity
Source: RefSeq, a predicted model, not a curated record